This is a messenger RNA of Torulaspora delbrueckii, 735 nucleotides long. RefSeq names its product PITH domain-containing protein. Lineage: Eukaryota; Fungi; Ascomycota; Saccharomycetes; Saccharomycetales; Saccharomycetaceae. Gene Ontology annotation, cellular component: nucleus. The transcript has a single exon. The record is from RefSeq and is a predicted model, not a curated record. Bases 1 to 735 code for a protein of 244 amino acids.
AUGUCUCACACUUGCGAGGAUGAGCAUCACGAUCAUAGCAACCAUGGCCAUGAUCAUACGGCGCCAAUUCCAACGAACGCUGAACAAUCUCUUUACCCAUUCAUCGACACAGCCAAAAUCAUAUGCCUGAACGCUGUUGCACCGGCUUUGCCUGAACGGUUGGAGCUUUACAAGAGCUUUUUGAAGGAACAGGAGUCCAAAUUUGAGUGUGGUUACUAUUUGCAGAGUGAUGCUGAUUGUCAAGUGGUGAUCCAUAUACCAUUUACUGGAGAUUGUAGAUUGUUCUCUGUCAUUUUAAGGACUAAUGCUAAUGAUCCUGAGGCAGAGCUAAAUUCACCAAAGACUAUCAAAUUGUUCAAGAAUUUUAACAGAAAUAUUGAUUUUGAUACGUUGAGUUCUUCAAAAGAAGAUUUAAAAAUUGAACAUCCAGAAGACGUCGGUUUGAGGGAUUCUACUGAGAGCACUAAUAUGGAUGAAAACACAUUUGUUGAGCACUAUUUGCCGAGGCGUAUAUUUCAAAACUGCUCAUCAUUAACUCUAUUUUUGCAGGACAAUUGGUCCAUGGAUGAGGACGAGCUGUGUAGAAUUUACUACGUGGAGUUAAGAGGGGAAUUUAUGGGACAAAGAGUUUUGAACAACGGAGCUCCCAUGCUGAGCGUCUACGAGUCAGCACCAAACCCAGUGGACCAUCAGAAAUUGGAAGCCGAGCAAGACGAAAUAGGCCUCGGCAUGUAA